GGAGAUACAACCUGCUGUCUGGUGAAGUCUUUCCGAAUCCGUCAGGACUUGAAAGCAGCGCACGCAGCGCGUCACGUGCUUGUGCGGGUGGGGGCGGAAGUGGAGCUCUUGUCUUCCUUUCCCAUCCCACCCCACCUUCGCUCGGAUACUGAAUGGAACUGGCGCUGCGGAGCCCCCCCUCACUGCCUUUAACAGUCAGUCCUUCAGGACAGCAAUGGAUCACACUGGAGCCACUGAGGUCCCUGGACAAGCCAGAAGACCCUCCAGUUCGUCCUCUGGGACACCCAUGGGUGCCGAGGGACAAACAGCACAGAGGCCCAAAGUAAAGAUAACUCCCUUCCACAGCUCACCCAUAGCCAGCAGUGAUGGAGGUCAUCGCAGCAAACGAUCAGGAGCAGUUUUUGGGAAACCGCUGGCAUCUCCUGGCAGCCUGUUUCUGGACACACCUGGUGGGCUGACUGCUCCACCUGUUGGACAGAGACUUGCUGCUGCUGCUGCUGCUUCUGCUGCUGCUGCUGCUUCGGCUUCUGCUGGGAGCCCAGAGGGACAAACUCACAGUUCAGGCACUUUAUUCGCCACUACAGGAGAAAAAACACCUGUUGUCAAGCCUGGAGGCAAGAAGGCCCCAAAGUCAAGCCUGAUACAUUCACAGAUGUCUGGACCACCAUCUAACACUGAGCUUUGUCACAGCCAGAAAGGCAAAGAGGGGAAAGCUGUCUUCACGUCCAUGAAACCUCAGUCAGCUGUGAAGAGGAAGAAGAGGAAGAUGGGAAUGUACAACCUGGUCCCCAAGAAGAAAGCCAAGGCCCUUAAACAGCAGGAGAAGAAAGAGCAGCCAGGAGCCUGCGUGGAGAAGAACCCAGCUGUAGCAGAGGAGAAGCCAGUAAUUCUACCAGAGACUCUGAAUGCUGUCAGAAAUGAAAUGCUGCUGGAGGUUGAACCUGGAGAUGGCAGCCAUGUUGAAUACACUGAGCUGGCUUUGGACUAUCUGGACCUUAAAGCUCAGGAAGAGCUGCUCUUACCUCCCCUGUCAGGUGUAGCAGCAAAUGCUGAGGUGACAGAAACAGACUUGGCUGAGGAGUUACCGCUGUGCUGCUGUCGGAUGGAGACUCCUCACAGUGUAGGCAGCCUGUCCACACUGGAUCAGACCUGCAUGGCCAUGGAGAGCAUGGAUGGAAUGCUGAGUCGUUGCCAGAGGCGUGUGAUGAAGCAGGAAAUGAUGCGACCCUCAAACACGGUCCAUCUGCUGGUUCUGUGUGAGGACCACCGGGCUGGCAUGGUCAAGCACCAGUGCUGCCCUGGCUGUGGACUCUUCUGCAGGGCGGGCACCUUCAUGGAGUGCAGGCCACAUGGCAGCAUCUCCCACCGCUUUCACCGUGACUGUGCCUCCAUUUUGAAGGAUCUCAAGUUUUGCCCCCACUGCGGAGAGGAUGCCAGCGGGGCAAAGGAGAUCACAGUGUUAAAGGCUGCACCGUCACCCUCUGUACCCAGAUCCAAGCCCGGGCCAUCACUUCCAGCUGUUCCCACUGUAGCCACCCUGCCAUCCGUACCAACCACGCCUGCUGUUCCACAGAUACUCAGAGCUAAGAAGACCAGCAAGCCACAGAGGAGCAGAGAUGAGAGCCCGAGCAGUUUAGAGGGCGAGGCUGUGUGUGCUGCAGAUAGAGUACCUAAAGAGUCACUGGAGAAUAUUCUAAUGGCACUGGAUGAUGAGAACCUGAAACCAAAGAAAGUGAAGUAUCCAACCAGACAGCUGUACAUCUCUGCAAAACAAGGAGAGCUCCAGAAGGUCAUUCAUCUCCUAGUUGCUGGGAAGGACCCCAACUUUUCGAUGGAGGGCCAAAACAGAGGCACCCCCCUUCAUGCAGCAGCUGCUGAGGGUCACCAAGAGAUCUGCCACAUGCUGGUCCAGGUCCACUUCUGCUGUGCAAUAUUUGCCCCAUAUUUCCUCUACCACCCCUGGGUGGAGUCUCAACUCCCCAGCGGGAGGCGUCUGGCGGGAGAGGUAGCCACCACGUUCUGUUGCCCCGGCAAGUACAUGGCCUUGAGGCUGGCCAAGCGGGAGAAAGCCCAUACCAGGAGUCGCCGUGCGACCUGUAGCGACGUGGCCGACCUGGUGCCUCCUUGCAGAUUUACAUGGUAG
Micropterus dolomieu (smallmouth bass) is the source of this 2143-nucleotide messenger RNA. RefSeq names its product histone-lysine N-methyltransferase EHMT1-like. Gene Ontology annotation, molecular function: zinc ion binding; protein-lysine N-methyltransferase activity; histone methyltransferase activity. The coding region runs from base 215 to 2143 and encodes 642 amino acids. The transcript is spliced from 12 exons. NCBI's taxonomy places the organism in Eukaryota, Metazoa, Chordata, Actinopteri, Centrarchiformes, Centrarchidae. The record is from RefSeq and is a predicted model, not a curated record.